AUGUGUAUGAUUAUUGUAUUAACAAUUAAAUUUUGGCAACUUGUUCUUUCACAAAUGUCAAUCAUAACUAAUAGAUCAAUACUGGUUAUCAAUUGUAUUUCAAUUGAAAUAAUUCUUAAAUCUUGUUUAGCAUCAAGUGAAUGGCUUAAUGCUUGUGUAGCUAUGGAAAGAAUGUUUAAUGUAAGCAAAGGUGUGACAUUUAACAAAAACAAGAGUAAGAUAAUAGCUAAACGAGUGAUUUUUGUUGUUAUUAUUUUAAUCAUACUUACACAUAUUCAUGAUCCACUUUAUCGACAAUUGAUUAAUGAUUUAGAUGGGGAUCAACAAAGAAUAUGGUGUAUAUCUCAAUAUUCAUCUACAGUAAUUAAAUACAACACAUUUAUUACUCUCUUUCAUCUUCUUGUUCCUUUUUCAAUUAAUUUGAUAUCUGCUUUUGUAAUUAUUAUAGUAGCAGCUCGUAGUCGUGCAAAAGUAGAAUCGAAACUAUCAUUCAAGCAACACGUUCGAUUGAUACUUAAAAAACAUAAAAAUAUUAUUAUUGCACCUAGUAUUUUGUUUGUAUUAGGUUUACCACGUCUUAUUAUUUCAUUCACAUCAGGAUGCAUGAGAUCACCACGUCAAUCUUGGUUAUAUUUGAUUGGUUAUUUUGUAUCCUUUAUUCCAUCAAUGUCAACAUUUUUUGUAUUUAUUUUACCAUCAAAAAAUUACAAAAGUGAAUUCGAUAAAAUAAUACAGCGAUGGAUUCGACCAUUCCGUCGAAGAUCUUAA
Messenger RNA from Rotaria sp. Silwood2, 768 nucleotides. NCBI's taxonomy places the organism in Eukaryota, Metazoa, Rotifera, Eurotatoria, Philodinida, Philodinidae. The record is from the annotation of a GenBank genome assembly.